Sclerotinia trifoliorum is the source of this 1642-nucleotide messenger RNA. Lineage: Eukaryota; Fungi; Ascomycota; Leotiomycetes; Helotiales; Sclerotiniaceae. The record is from the annotation of a GenBank genome assembly.
UUUGAGGAACUCUUCAUUUCAAUCAUCUUUCAUCGAAUCCAAAUUCUUAUAUGUCUCAUCCAGGGCUGGGCAAAGGGUAAGGUAUACCCGGGGUAACUAGGCUAAACCCGGCCGAAAAAUCACUCUGCUGAAGCUUUGUAGGGUAGGAUAACUAUUUUAUAAAAUGGUUCGGAUGUUAUGAUAUCUGUGGGUAUAAAUCAUAUAAGGUGAUGUAAUGAUAAAUAUUAUAUUAUAAAUAUAACUAUGAUAUUAUAUGAUAUUCAAAUCAUAUGAUAUUAAUACCUGAAGAAUCAAGAAGCAAUGGUGUAGUUGAUUCUGGAGAAUUCUGGGAACGACAAUAUAAAAGGCAAUGCAUUGUUAAUAUGAAAUGGAUACUGAAAUCGGGAUUUUAAAGGAAAAACCAUCGUUUAUCAAAAGGACGCUCAAACAACUCUAAUAGAUGGCUCAGUUGAGGUUGAAGUUCCGGCUGGUCCUGACCCUGCCCCCUCAGAGCCUCGACUCGUCCAACCUUUGGAUCAUCCGACAGAGAAGAGGAAAAUUAGCGAAGUGGAUACAAUUCCUGACGAAAACAAUUGGAUGGGAACUGAUGUGUUGUCUUUGAAGUAUAGUCAAGAUCAUGUAAUGAUUGUCUCGUAUUGUAACUAAAAAGUCUCAGGCUCUUGCGGUUCUGUAGCAAAUCGUUCCGUCACUUAUACAUUAUUCUGCAGUAUAUCGGAUUUCUGAGGACCGUCAAUCUCUUCAACUCAACCCCACUCCUGAUACAUGCAGAAAGCUCUUAGAAUUGAGCUGGAAAGCAUUGUCUAACUGCAUUUUCAGAUACACCGAUAUCAAAGGAGCAAACUACCAUAGCAAUGAAACUAAGUGUUUGAUGUUUCUUGCGAACAAGAUCAUCGGGACUGUCUAGACUUGUGUCGAAAUUUCCGUUGAGCAUUAUGGAACUAUCGCUGGAACAGAGUUGGUGAUUGAGGCUAUCCUUACACAUUCUUUAUGCUCUUUCUUUCAUCAAGGCUUAACUGACUUGCUUAAUUUGUGCGCUGGAAGUGAUGAAGUUAUGAUGAUUGGUUUCAUUACCAAGCUAUUUAUUGGAAUUGUUCGAAGCAUCGAUUGGCAGCCAAGGAAUGAAUUACAUACGCACAUCUUCGACGGUAUAUUAGCAGUUAUCCUUCAUCAUGUUGGCAAACUUAUAUCCAAUCUGAUCUUCGGCGAAGAUGUUAGAGCUCCCCAAAAUCCCGGUAACAUCAGCUCUGGACAAACCUUUCAUCAACCAUCUACGACGGAGCUCUGAAGAUCAAAGUAUCUUAUUCCAAUUCUCGCUGCUGCGGUCAAUAUUCAGGAGGAAAAGUGGAUGAAUUGUGAAGACGAAGAACUUUAAGGAAGGCUCGAAGAAAGAUUCAAAACACCUUCAAAAAUUGUAUAAUCGGAACAAGUCUAAAUGGCUUACUUGCACCAGAAAAGGCUGAGGGAAGACUACUUGAUAUUCCUAAAUUGAAAGAUUUGGAACUAUAUGGUAGAGAGUGGACGAUCCAAUGUAUGUUUACUAUGGUGGGAGUGGAGGAUAAUGAUGAUGUUGAUGGGGGAAGCGAAAUGUUGAUAAAUUGAGAUUUAAGAGCUGGAUAUGUUUUGAUGUAAGAUUACAUGAGUA